CUUACUCUUCCUAUCCUGUUCUUUGACCACUUGUCUUUUUCUAUAACACAGUGCUUGAGAUUAUGUAUCAAAAUCUGACCAGCUAAAACGUUUGUGCCAAAUGUGGAGCAGAAUAUUGACUCUUUACUUGAAGUCUGAGCCAGCAGCUCCUCCCAUCCAGCUAUAAAGAGCCCAGCUGACCUGUUGAUCCGUCCAUCCAGACGUAAGCCAAGACAAAAACGCCUGUGAAGGCUUGGACAGGAUUCUUGCAACCCCUUGCUGGUGGUUCUCAGCCGCACGUGGAAAUGCAGAUGCAGCCUGCCCGCCCGGUUUGUUUUCUGGGGCGACUCUGAAGCGGAUCAAGGAGGCGCGCCGGUAAUUUUUAACCAUGACUUUCGCCAUGCUGCGGCCCGUGGCGACGCACCUGAUCUACUCGGACUUCAUGGUUACCUCCGAGGACGACGAGAACCGCAGCGAGAGCGACGGCAGCUCGGAGCAGAGCUACUGCGGCUCGACGGAGAAGCGGAGGCGGAUUUCCCGCAAGCUGGAGGGAGACUCUGCGGUGGUGAUGAAGCAGCGGAGCGCGGCCAACGCCAGGGAGAGGGGCCGGACCCAGAGCGUCAACACGGCGUUCACGGCCCUCCGGACUCUCAUACCCACCGAGCCGGUGGACAGAAAGCUCUCCAAGAUAGAAACGCUCCGACUUGCGUCCAGCUACAUCUCCCACCUGGCCAACGUGCUUCUGAUCGGGGACGCCAGUGCGGAGGGACAGCCUUGCCUCGGCGCGGUCCAUGCGCAGGGCGAGAGCGCAGGCAAGCAGCCGCGCACCAUCUGCACCUUCUGUUUGAGCAACCAGAGGAGAGGGAUUAAAGAUGGAAAAGACUGUUUGAAAAUGCGAGGACUGGGUUCGCUGCGAGUGAGGCGCUGACUGCACACCAUCAGUGGACCGUUUGCAACCUGAAAACCCUCAAAGACUUUCUCAGGGAAGGAGCUGAAGCUGGUGCAACAAAGCGUGCUCACUCAUGCACUUGUACACACAUGCUGGAUCAAGAGGUGGCACCAAAGAAGAGACUAUUUAUACUUGACUAAGACAUCCAAGACUAUAAGACGUUCAAAGAUGCAGUGCAUUUAAUUUGAAACCUAAUGGUCUUGUUUUUUUGUUUUGUUUUUCAUCUGGAAGAUGUUUUAAAUAAAAUAUAUUUUAUCAAAAUAAAAUGCAUUUUUACUGUCUAAUUGCAGGUUUUUGGUGACGACGGAUGUCUCACAAUCUUUUAUGUUAUUUUGGCCUUGACAUGGUCAUCUAAAGUGCAUGAAAAUGGGCAUUUAGUGCAACUGGGAAUCUGCUUUUGUUUAGCAAAAAUCCCCAAAAACGUUCAGAGAACAAACAUUUUCAAAGCACUGUUCAUUUUGGAUGAAUAUUAAAUGUAUUCUGCAUCUCCCAAACCUUCGUGUUUCCAUGGUUUCAGCCAACAUGUUGUUGGGAAACCGCCGGAGCUUACAGCAAAAGGCUCAGGGUUUCUGGUGUCACCGGCUGCUGUUUUGUUCACCCACCCCACCUUCAAAUCUCACCAUUCAGUGUUUUUUUUUAAAGUCUGUUUCCGAUUAGUCACGGCAAAUAGUAGCCCACACUCUGCUCGGAGCCCCAACACAGCUGUUGGUGUGUCAGAGGGAUAAAUCACCGCUGUGGGCCCGCUGGACAAGACGAGAUGGGGUGAGAGGUGAGAGGUCCCAGCUCUGAAGUGAAGUGAAAUGUAAUGAUGGCAAAUGACGCAGUUAGACUUGUCCCUUUUUCAUCUCUUCUUGUUAGUGUUUUAGUUCAAGUUGUCAGGAAAAGAUAAAAAAUUGAGCCUGAUGUGUUUUAGAUUUGUUUGUUUUUUUUCCCUGACACAGAAGUCCCCAAAACAUCCAUGUCAAAACCAACAACUUCCACUUGAAGACAGCGUAAGCAGCCCCGUCUCUUUUGGCUUGUUUCUGCUUUCUCUGCAUCCUCAAAGGUAAUCUACCGUGCAAACUAUAGCUCAAACGCCCGGACAACCGAGCCAGAGUUCCUGUCUGGCAUCACUUAGAGUGAGUCUGCAGAUUUGGAUGAUGCAGACUCCCCGGUGGCUCAGUAGGCUGAAAGGAAAGGUAAUUUUCAGGCAGGUAAAGGUGCAGGCUUCCUUCCGGCUCCAUCUCCAAACCUGUCCCCGUCGGGAUAAGUCAAAUCCGUCCUCCAUGUUCGGAGGCCGAGGCCUCCCCUAACGGCUCCCAGAGGCUCCCCCAGGCAGGAAGAUGUCACGUAGGCAGAUGAAGCGGGAAAAUAGUGCACAGCCGGCCUCUCCGAGGAACUCUCUGUGCGGUGGGCUUUGGGUCAUCGCCAGUCCUGACAUCAUCCGGCACUGGGACCCAGAUGUACAGCAGAGCAAGCAAACCCAGCAGUGAGUCUUGAACAAUAUCUGAAAGCGGUUUCUCCUUCUUUUAAAAAAAAAAAAAAACUAGUUGGCAGGUAUGAAAUUGAUGGGAGAGACUGCAAAAGAGAUAAGUUGUAGCAAAGACAGAAAUACUGCAGACAUGAUGAGUUUGGGUCUGGUUAACAUGUCCGACAAGCGAGGGCCUAGAGGACCCGUCUGGGAACUCAAGUUUACCUCAUUGCUUUGCUCAGUUUCUCCUCUUCCGCUGAUGCUCGGCUCUUUUAAGCCCCCAAACAGACUUUGAUUUUCUUGUUGUUGUUGGAAAGGUUUCUGCAGACAUGAAAUUAAUGUGCUCUGCCAGUUUGGGCUGAAAAACGACCAGAAUGUUUGGAUAUUUAUAGCUGCUGCAUUUUGUGAAGGAAAGACAACAUGAGGAAAACAUGGAUUAUUUCUUCCUAUUCGGGGCUCUGUCU
Fundulus heteroclitus (mummichog) is the source of this 2842-nucleotide messenger RNA. RefSeq names its product transcription factor 15 (gene tcf15). The record is from RefSeq and is a predicted model, not a curated record. The transcript has 2 exons. Bases 368 to 907 code for a protein of 179 amino acids. Lineage: Eukaryota; Metazoa; Chordata; Actinopteri; Cyprinodontiformes; Fundulidae. Gene Ontology annotation, molecular function: protein dimerization activity; DNA-binding transcription factor activity, RNA polymerase II-specific; RNA polymerase II transcription regulatory region sequence-specific DNA binding. Gene Ontology annotation, biological process: regulation of transcription by RNA polymerase II; developmental process.